This is a messenger RNA of Ceratotherium simum simum (southern white rhinoceros), 3960 nucleotides long. The record is from RefSeq and is a predicted model, not a curated record. Lineage: Eukaryota; Metazoa; Chordata; Mammalia; Perissodactyla; Rhinocerotidae.
CGCGCCGCCGCGCCGAGUCCGCGCGUCAGUCGAUGCCGAGCGCCGCUGCGGGGCGGCGGGCUGCAGACGGCAGAGAGUGCCGGCCCGGGAGGCGGCGGUGUCCGCGGGCGUCGCGUGAGAAGGCUCGGAGCCCGGAGACUCGCGCAGCGCGAUGGCCCCCAUCGGCCUCAAAGCCGUGGUCGGAGAGAAGAUCAUGCAUGAUGUGAUAAAGAAGGUAAAGAAGAAGGGAGAGUGGAAGGUGCUGGUGGUCGAUCAGCUGAGCAUGAGGAUGCUCUCCUCCUGCUGUAAGAUGACGGACAUCAUGACCGAGGGGAUAACAAUUGUGGAAGACAUCAACAAGCGCAGAGAACCGCUGCCCAGCCUGGAGGCUGUGUAUCUCAUCACUCCAUCUGAGAAGUCUGUCCACUCUCUCAUCAGUGACUUCAAGGACCCACCAACCGCCAAGUACCGGGCUGCACACGUCUUCUUCACUGACUCUUGUCCAGAUGCCCUGUUUAAUGAGCUGGUAAAGUCUCGAGCAGCCAAAGUCAUCAAAACUCUGACGGAAAUCAACAUUGCAUUUCUCCCAUAUGAAUCCCAGGUAUAUUCCUUGGACUCUGCUGACUCUUUCCAAAGCUUCUACAGUCCCCACAAGGCUCAGAUGAAGAAUCCUAUACUGGAGCGCCUGGCAGAGCAGAUCGCAACUCUGUGUGCCACCCUGAAGGAGUACCCAGCUGUGCGGUAUCGGGGGGAAUACAAGGACAAUGCUUUGCUGGCUCAGCUAAUCCAGGACAAGCUCGACGCCUACAAAGCCGAUGACCCAACAAUGGGGGAGGGCCCAGACAAGGCACGCUCCCAGCUCCUGAUCCUGGACCGCGGUUUCGACCCCAGUUCCCCUGUACUCCAUGAACUGACUUUUCAGGCUAUGAGUUACGAUCUGCUGCCCAUUGAAAAUGAUGUAUACAAGUACGAGACGAGUGGCAUCGGAGAGGCGCGGGUGAAAGAGGUGCUCCUGGACGAGGACGACGACCUCUGGAUAGCGCUGCGCCACAAGCACAUCGCAGAGGUGUCCCAGGAAGUCACCCGUUCUCUGAAAGAUUUUUCUUCUAGCAAGAGAAUGAAUACUGGAGAGAAGACCACCAUGCGGGACCUGUCUCAGAUGCUGAAGAAGAUGCCCCAGUACCAGAAAGAGCUCAGCAAGUAUUCCACCCACCUGCACCUUGCCGAGGACUGCAUGAAGCAUUACCAAGGCACCGUGGAUAAACUCUGCCGAGUGGAGCAGGACCUGGCCAUGGGCACGGAUGCUGAGGGGGAGAAGAUCAAGGACCCCAUGAGGGCCAUCGUCCCCAUUCUGCUGGACGCAAACGUCAGCACUUACGACAAGAUCCGCAUCAUCCUCCUCUACAUCUUUUUGAAGAACGGCAUCACUGAGGAGAACCUGAACAAACUGAUCCAGCAUGCCCAGAUCCCCCCGGAGGACAGUGAGAUCAUCACCAACAUGGCACACCUAGGGGUGCCCAUCGUCACAGACUCCACGUUGCGUCGCAGGAGCAAACCAGAACGGAAGGAACGCAUCAGUGAGCAGACCUACCAGCUCUCACGAUGGACCCCGAUCAUUAAAGACAUCAUGGAGGACACUAUUGAGGACAAACUCGAUACCAAGCACUACCCUUACAUCUCUACCCGCUCCUCUGCCUCCUUCAGCACCACCGCUGUCAGCGCCCGCUACGGGCACUGGCAUAAGAACAAGGCCCCGGGGGAGUACCGCAGUGGUCCCCGCCUCAUUAUUUUCAUCCUUGGGGGCGUGAGCCUGAACGAGAUGCGUUGUGCUUAUGAGGUGACCCAAGCCAACGGCAAGUGGGAAGUGCUAAUCGGUUCUACUCAUAUUCUUACUCCCACCAAAUUUCUCAUGGACCUGAGACACCCCGACUUCAGGGAGUCCUCUAGGGUAUCUUUUGAGGAUCAGGCUCCAACAAUGGAGUGAGAGCCAAAGAAACAAAGAUCCACGCACAUUCUCACCCCACAGAAACUGCUGGACACGCUGAAGAAACUGAAUAAAACAGAUGAAGAAAUAAGCAGUUAAAAAAAUAAGCCACCCCUCCAAAAAACGAGCCCUCUUCCCACAGUGCUCCUCGGCCCCUCCCACUGACCACCUUGGUUACUUUGCUGCCCCUCUCCCUCCAUUGCCUCCCCCGGCUCUGCACGCCCUGGCCAGCACGGUCACCGCUGCGUUCUUGUGUUUAAUGAUGGCCUCUUCUUCUUUGAAACAGAAGAAAAUAAUGCAUUGUGUUUUUUAAAAAGAGUAUCUUCUGUGUGUAUCCUAAGAGGAGAAGUUCAUGUGUGAGGGACACGCUGCUGGAGAAGCUUUGGAACUGUUUAGAGUGAAUGGACACCUUCUCCCUGUUAGUUCUGAUUCCCCGACCUUGUACAUAACCCAGUGCGCCAUGCGCAAAUUGCUUGAGUAUGGGAAGGUAGACAUUUGAGGAUUUUUAAAAACGUGUUUUGGGUUGUUCAUGUUCUUGUUGGGAAUCAUAGAGAUGUCUGUUCUUGGAGUAUUUCAAACGGGGGAUUAAUCUGUUAUCUUUGCUCCAGUUCCUGCCCCUCCGUGCCAGCUCGCAUCCAGAUAAGCUUGGAAGGGAAGAUCAGGCGACAUCUCAUGAGGUUUGAACUAGAACCAACCUCUGCUCUCUUCAGUGGCUCUUUUCUUUGGGGCUGUGGCUGGGGGUAGGGGUGUCCAUGUGAAGUCAGGCUGGGUGCCCGCUGGUGUCCAGCCUCUCACCAGUCUUCCCUGGCCCAUGUCCACAGCGCUGUGGCCCUGAGGGAAGGUGUUCUGCAGUCUAAGUCACCGUGCCCGACAAAUGAGGAGCAGGCAUCCCAUCGGGGGCCUUGUUCUCUUGGAGAAGUGGUUAGGCCUGAUCCUUUUGACCAGACGCCUUCCUUCCCUGGGCAUCACCCCGAACAGAGCUCCUCUUCCUUAGUGGGGUUAGCCUGGGUAGAGCUCAGGGGUCAGAAUGGACUAGAACAGAGUGGGUUCUGCGGGCUCCUGGUCAGAGGGCCCUUUCCUGUAGAGAGCGUCCGUGCCCCUAGGACUUCAAACCACCUGAGGAACAGCCCAUUGGGUUUAUGCAGACCCUGUUCCUACUCAGAUUAUCCUCAGUUUAAGAUACUUCAUAAUACUUUAUUUUUUGUAGUAUGGGGUCCUAUGUCGUCAUGCUUGUAAGAGAAAAUGAUCGUUUUAUUCUCUGUAUAAAAACUUAGCUGUAUAAAACUUAGCUCUAAUGCAGAAAUUUCAGAAGCAAAUGCAGGAAGGAUGUCUCGCCAUCCUCUCAACACAGCAGUUCUCCGGUAGUGAGCGCACCGAUUGUUCUGCUGGUUGUCGCGAAAUAUAAUGACAGUGGAAGUCACAAAAAUGUCCCCUGCCCAGCCCCCCGCCGCCCUUUAACUCCCGCAGACCGUGUGUAUAUUACUGUCUCGUGACGUUGUUGCAAACGUGGUGUGUGCUAGUUCCCCAAGGCCCGCUUUCCUUUCAGAAUACGUGCCCCGCCCCACCCCGUUAGAUGCAUUGUGGUGUUCUCUUCUCAAGGCUCUGAAAUCUCCCCUUUGCACUCAGAUUAGUUUUCAGGUCUGUCUCUGCUCCUUAAGAUACCUGAUUCCCUUAGGACAGAGCUGUAGGUACUGGCUUUGCUUUGUUUCUCACUGUUACUGCUUGUUCCGUCCCCUCCCCUUGACCACACAAUGCUUUUGCUUCAGGACCUUGUUUGUUGAACAUGUUGGUUUUCCUUUCUCUGUUAUUUAUAUCAAAAUAAUUUAUCAAAAGGAUAUUUUAAAAAAAACGAGUCUGUCUUGAAACUUGUUUACCUUGAAAUUAUCAGAAUCUCAGUGUUUGAAAGUAUUGAAGCACAAACAUGUAUCAUCUCUGUACCGUUCUGUACUAAAGCACUCGAGUCUAAUAAAUAAAUAAAUCAGCGCCCACUCGCGGUG